Aspergillus nidulans FGSC A4 is the source of this 1533-nucleotide messenger RNA. RefSeq lists its product as uncharacterized. The transcript has 5 exons. The coding region runs from base 1 to 1533 and encodes 510 amino acids. The record is from RefSeq and is a predicted model, not a curated record. NCBI's taxonomy places the organism in Eukaryota, Fungi, Ascomycota, Eurotiomycetes, Eurotiales, Aspergillaceae.
AUGCUCGAUCGUUGGCGGAAGCUAGAUCCGCGAAACGGUCUGCGAGAGCAAAAGGAAAUUGCUGCGGACUUUACCCUAAAAAGUGGAAAGGAAUUUCACCAAGCCUUGACAGCCCCUGCAAAAGACCUUCAAGAAGCGCUGGAAAUGUACAAUGCGACAGCCGAAGAGGCGUUGCGCUUUAGUGUCAACACUUGUACCUUUGACGAUGUCCUUUCAGAGCUCAAAGCUGCUGUUAGGGUCUAUGAGCAGAAAGCGACUGGACCGGCAAAUGUGCUGCGCAGAUUCGCACGCGCGGCUGGAGACUACUCCGUCGAGAUAGCCCCUUGGUGCGACUUGGUGCCCGCAGACAACGGGCUCAACGUGCUGAGUGCUGGUCUGCGGAUGAUCUUCAGCAUCGCAAAGAGAAAUGCGGACAACCGCGAGAGGAUCUUGCAAGCGUUUCAUGACAUCCCAGCGCUUGUUAACAAAGCUUCAAGGCAACAGAGCCAGUUUGCCUUCUCCAAGGAUGUCAGGCACAGCGCAAUCACAUUCUACGAGACGGUGGUGCGCGCUCUAGCCCAACUGAUUGUCCAAUUGAAUGGCAGUAUCAAUUCAGAUACGCGGUUCUGGGACCGCGUGAGCAGACUGAGAGAACGGCUCUUCGGCUCCAGCCUCAGAGGAAAGAGUAUUGAUACAAUCCUGAGGACGGUCUCGAUCCAGGUCGCGAAGUUCGAGGAAUGCCUUGACCUGGUUCGCGACAAGAUUAGAAUGGGCACGUAUGAAACCGUUGUCGUAGCUGCGGAGGCGAUGCACGAAUUCAAUGAGAAGUUACAACAACUCCAAAGUGACAUGAAAAGUCUCAAGGAGAAUGCUGAAAAGAGCAAAGACGAUGGUCCCGACCCGAUACUGCAACGACAGGUUUCCACCGAGGCGAUAGAACUGGGCCAGAAAUACGGCAGCAUGAAUCGCAAGGACCAACAUAGCCUGGAUAUCAUGAAUCACCUGUUCAACUUUCUGAUUUCCAAUUACUCUGAGCUGAUGCAAAGCCUGGGGGUCUACUUUCGUCAGCACUUGGAGGAUCUUGACACCGUGCUCAAGGAACAGCAUCAAUUCGACGACGCGGCACAGAGUCAUGCUAGGCAACUUCUCCAGUCCCCUAGAUUUUCGCACUGGUUCUCCUCCCAAUCCUCGGAUGUGCUCUGGAGUGUCAUCUGUAUUAUCGACGGUAUAACGGGAUUUGAAUAUGGUCCGUGGUUGAAUGACCUCUGGGACGUGAUGGACAUCCUGGACAAGAUCGUUAAAGAUCCUGCGUUGCGUCCACAUUUCAAGUUACUUGUCACCACACCUUUUGCCGAUGGGGUUGUGGAUCGGACUGUCAUGGAGCAUCAGAGGCUCGUCUUACCGUCCGAUUCGUCUUCUGGGGGGUUCGCUGAGAUGUCGGAUCGCUUGGUGUGGGAUGAAAUCGGUCAAGCGACUCGGUUGGAGGAGUAUCGACGGGCGGUGCGGCUGAAUGAGGAGGAAGAUUCGGAAGAUUCGGAUGGGCUAAGCGAGUAG